Messenger RNA from Eublepharis macularius, 1398 nucleotides. RefSeq names its product zinc finger protein RFP-like. The transcript is spliced from 6 exons. The record is from RefSeq and is a predicted model, not a curated record. Gene Ontology annotation, molecular function: zinc ion binding; protein binding. NCBI's taxonomy places the organism in Eukaryota, Metazoa, Chordata, Lepidosauria, Squamata, Eublepharidae. Bases 1 to 1398 code for a protein of 465 amino acids.
AUGGCUGACGAAUGUCCCAAAAUGAGACUUCGGCAAGAAGUGACUUGUUCCGUCUGCUUGGAAUACUUCACUGACCCGUACACGGUUGACUGCGGGCACAAUUUCUGCCGCUCCUGCAUUGCCCAGUGCUUGGCAGAGUCUCCCACAGAAGUUGCCUGCCCGCAGUGCCGAGUGCAGAUUCAGCCCCAGAAUUUCAAGCAAAACAGGUACAUGGCCAAUUUUGUUGAAAUAUCCAAACAGUUGAGUGGACACAAAGAGAGAAACCCUCGAAGGAAGAAUAUCUGUGAGAGACACCAGGAGUCUCUGAAUUUUUUCUGCAGAAAUGACCAAGUACGCAUCUGUCUGGUGUGUGACAAAUCAGAAGAACACGAGGGCCACGACACAAUUCCUGUGGAGAUGGCUGCACAAGAGUUCAAGGUGGGAAUGCGCUCCUCUAGAACCUGUGAAAUCACUUUCUAUUUGUGUGCAUGUUUGAAAAUGGAAGAAGGGAAGGACAAAAUAACUACCGCCUUCCUAGUGCUACGGGAAUUUCUGGUGGAUGGAGAAAUCCUCGUGUCUAACCAACUGGGCAAGGUGGAAAAGGAGAUUGCGAGAAAGCUGGAGGAGCACAUGAGCAGAGCAGCGGAGAAGCUCUCUUCUUUUGACCACAUUUUUGGGAAGAUGGAGGAGAUGUGUCGACUGCCGGAAGAUGAACUCCUGCAGAAAGCUGGAAGUAACUUGCAGAGGUGGGCAAGGGAGAAAUUUGAGAAACCAGUGGCAUACUCCGCGGCACUGAAAUGGAAAUUAUGGGAGAUCUGCGAUAUUCACAACUUUCUGGAGGUUUCUGUGAAUCGAGUCCGAGCCCUUUUUGACGUUGGAUUUCAGCUGCAGUACCAGAAAGCAAUUGUGACUUUCGAUCCUGCUACGGCACACCCCAAGCUUGUCCUAUCUGAGGAUUGUAAAACAGUGAGAUGGGAUAACCAGGAUCGAGCAGUGCCUGACAUUCCAGGGAGGUUUGACCUCCAUCCUUGUGUGCUCGGCUGCGAAGGGUUCAACUUGGGCAGACUUUAUUGGGAUGUCGAUGUGGGGGUUGAGGGCGACUGGGCCGUCGGAGUGGCCAAGGAGUCCGUAGAGCGCAAGGGUGAGAUUGUUCUAAGCUCUGAGAAAGGUAUCUUUGCUAUCGGGAAGUGCGGGGACCGAUAUUGGGCUUUUGAAGAGUUGAAUGUUGCUUUCCCAUGGAAACCUUUGAAGCCCAUGACAAUCAGAGUCGCACUGGACUACAUUGGGGCGGGUGUGGGAUUCUCUGAUGCUGACACUGCUGCAGAACUUUUUGAGUUCAGAGAAGAUUCGUUUACUGAUGAGAGACUUUACCCCUUCUUCUGGCUACAGAAAGGUGCCCAGCUCAAAAUCCAUUCUUAG